AUGACCCCCAGAUUGGAAUUGUUUGUAGCUCUUACGGUGGGAGAAGUGAAGCAGUGGCUUGCAUGUGCAUUGUAUGUUGCCUGUCGUAAAAGUGUCAUUCCUACUGUUGGGAAAGGAAUCAUGGAAGGAAAUGGUGUUUCAUUAACCCGAAUAUUGCGAACAUCACAGUUAAGUCUUAUCAAGUUCUUCGACAAGGUGAAAAAGUGGAUGGACAUGUCUAACUCACCACAGCAUUUUCGGGAACGAGUGGAGAAGCUUGAGAGAAAUUUUGAAGUCUCAGCUGUCAUUUUUAGAAAAUUUGAACCGAUAUUUUUGUCUCUCUUUCAAAAUCCUCACGAGCAGUUCCCAAGACAGCAAAGAAGCAGGAAACACAGGUGCAUGCCUUGUGGCAUCAAAGAUGUAUUUAACUUUUGCUGGACACUUUUCAUCUAUACAAAAGGCAAUUUCCACAUGAUAGGAGAUAAUUUGGUGAACUCUUAUCACUUACUGCUGUGUUGUUUGGACCUAGUAUUUGCAAAUGCACUGACCUGCCCUAAUAGAAAAGACCUGUUGAAUUCUACCUUCAAAGGUUUACCUUUGGGUUUCCACACUGUGGAAUACAGACCCUCUGAAGAGCCUCCUUGCAUCAUUGAUGAACUUUGUGAGCUACAUGAUGGAUUAGUACUUGAAGCAAAAGGAAUAAAAGAGCACUAUUUUAAACCAUACAUUGAAAAACUUUUACAUAAAAAGAUUCUGAAAGGAGAAAACAGUUCAAGAUUGUUAGAUGCUGCGAAUUUCAUGGAAAACAAGAAAGCACUGAAUAGAGAAUAUGAGGAGUAUGUCCUAACAUAUGGGGAUUUUGAUGAGAGGGUAUUCCUUGGCGAAGAUGCAGAUGAAGAAAUUGGAACUCCUCGAAAGUGUGUUUCAGAAAUUUCUGAAGAGAAAGUAACAAGACCACACAUGGAGGCAAAUCUUCAGCAUUUUGAUAAGGUGAGAUCUGUUGCACCAUCUACUCCGCUCACUGGGAGGAGCUACCUUAGAGAAAAAGACAUAACAGUUACUCCAGUUUCUUCUGCAACCCAGACUGUAAGCCGCUUGCAGGGUAUGGUAACAGGACUGAAGGCUUCACCUAGUGAACAGCUAAUGGCUAUUUUCAGGUGUUGUGCUAAAGAUUUGACCCCAAUCAUUAAAAAUAGGGCGAGAGAGCUGGAAGACAUUUUCUGCAAGCACUAUACUUGGUCAGCAGAUGCACAGAUUGCAUGCCAUAUUGAUUUUGCCCGGAAUAGGUUUCGAGUAGCAGAAAUCCUUUACUACAAGAUUCUGGAGACUGUUAUGGUGCAGGAAACACGCCGACUACCAGGAAAAGAUAUGACUGCAUUGUUAGAGCAGGAUAUAUUCCAUUGUUCAUUGGUGGCAUGCUGCCUUGAGAUAGUCCUGUUUGCAUACAGCUCUCAGCGUACUUUUCCAUGGAUUAUUGAGGUCUUCAAAUUGAUGCCAUUUUAUUUCUAUAAAGUUAUUGAAGUGUUUAUACGGUCAGAGGAGGGCCUGUCACGAGACAUGGUUAAACACUUGAACGGUAUUGAGGAGCAGAUCUUGGAGAGUCGAGCUUGGAGUUGGGAUUCUGCACUUUGGGAGGCUUUGAAAACAGCCGGAAAUAGAGUCCCAACCUGCGAAGAAGUAAUAUUUCCAAACAGCUUUGAAAGCAGUGACAGUACAGCAGGGCCUGGUCACCUUCCUUUAAUGCCAGCUUCUCCUUUGGUACACCCUAGAGUAAAGGAGGUCCGCACAGAUCAUGGGAGUGCCUUUAGGCAUGACAUUCUCCCACUGUCUCCAAUCUCUGUUCAUGAUCGCUACAGUUCCCCUGCAGCAGGAAGUGCCAAGAGGCGUUUGUUUGGUGAUGAAAGUCCCACAGCAUCCCCCAGGAAAAGUCACUUAAUACAGAGCACAGACAUUCAUAUUAUCCAGAGUACAAAUUCAGCUGCAGAACAUGUCAGUCCAGGAAAUGCCACUGUAACCUUUGGAAUUAGUACAGAAAAAGGUGGACAGAAACCCUUUCUGCCCAUACAUGGUGAUGAGUUGGGUGGGAUUCCAGUUACACCAGUUUUGAUGACUUCAGAGCAGAAAGGUUUAGAUGGAGUUCCAGUUCCUCUCACUGCUCAAGCAUUAAUCAGUGCCUCUCCAAAGCGUCCUCAGAUCAACAUAAUACUUGACCCACAAUUGCCAGGCGGUAUCAAACCAAAAAAGACUGGAUCUCUGGCUCUGUUUUUCAGAAAGGUGUACCAUUUAGCAAGUGUACGACUGCGAGACUUGUGCUUUAAACUGGAUGUGUCCACAGACUUGAGGAGAAAGAUCUGGACAUGUUUUGUGUACUCAGUUGUCCACUGCAUUGACUUGAUGAAGGACAGACAUUUGGACCAGUUACUGCUGUGUGCAGUAUAUAUCAUGGCAAAGGUAACAAAGGAAGACAGAACUUUUCAAGAUAUAAUGAAAUGCUACAGGAGCCAGCCACAAGCCAACAGCCAUGUGUACAGGAGCGUCCUUUUGAAGACACUCCGGCACUCAGAUUCAUGUGGAAAUGGAAGUACUGAUGUGGAAAUGGAGGACUGCGAAUCUGAAGACGGAAUGGAAGGCAGUGCUUUACCAAGAACACAUACUACAUGUGCCAGCAAGCCAACAGAGGAGGAGCAUAGAGGAGAUCUAAUCAAAUUUUACAAUUCCAUCUAUGUAUCAAGAAUGAAAUCACUUGCAAAGAAGUAUGCCGUUUCAAAUCAGGAUCAUGCAAUGGAAGCACCUCCUCUUUCCCCAUUUCCAAGCAUCAAGCCUCAUCCAAUCUCACCUCGUCGUGUUUCUCAGCAUCAUUCUGUGUAUGUGUCACCACAUAAAAAUGGUUCGUGCCUCACACCACAGACAGCUAUGCUUUACAGGUUUAAUGGAAGUCCCUCCAAGAGUUUGAAAGACAUAAACACCAUGAUAAAACAAAGAGAGCAGACAAGUCGAAAGAGGGCAUUUACUAUUGACAGUGACACAGAAUCACCUGCUAAGCGACAUUGCCAGGAAAAUGAUGUUGUAUUGCUCAAGCGUCUGCAGGAUGUUAUUAGUGAGAGAGCCAGCCGUUAACGUUACUGUUGUUUUGGUGGUUUCUGUCUCAUACAUUCUUCAUAUUUUCCCCACAGUCACUAUGUGUUCUUGUCUCAGUAGGACACAGUUUUUCAUUUGUACUUAGAGUGGAGCAUGUUCAGUUUACAACUGUAUAAAAACAUAAUACGGUUUUAGUGACCUGUGCCAUGAUUUAUUUUAAUCCAUUGCUUAAAAAGUAAAAAAGUAUUCUGUUUUAUUCUGUUUAAAUACAGCAGCAUUAACAGUAAAGGUUUACUUACAAGAGUAAUUCAGAUAGGUAACCAUUGUUUUGUUAGUGUUUUGAUCGAAGUAGACUGUUCUUUAAAUGUGUUGUUAUUUCAAGCAAGAGUACCCCUUGUGAAAAGCAGGCAAGGGUGCAGGUUAUUAAUAUUCAUCCAAAAGGUAGAUAGAACUGUCAGUGGUAAAGAGGUAAAUGCACUCAGAUGAAUGUGCUAAAGUUCCCAAAGCCAACUGUACUUUUCUUGUAAAAUGUCUUCUGUUCUGCUGUGCUUUAAAACUUACUGAUUUGCUGAGCUUAGGACUGCAUAUCAUUCAAACUUGCAGUACUCUUUUGUAGUGCGUGGGGAGCAAUUGAUCUGAUGGAGAGAUGUGAUACAUAACACUGUGAGCUGUCUUGUCAGUGGAGUGGGUCAGAAUCUGUAGAUUUGGGAAUAGCGUGUGCAGUAACAUCCUGCUAAUCUCCAGGUAGGCUGACAUGAGGCUUCAUACAGGCAGUGGCUUCCCCUGAAAGCCUGCCUGGAGUGCAGUUGAUCUGAUGGGAAUAUAUAGGACACAACACAAGGAUCCAUCUUGUAGGUAGAGUAGGUCAGAAUCCCUAGAUUGUGGAGUAGCAUGUGCAGUGACAUUGUGACAUCCUGCUAAUCCCCCAGGCAGGCCAAUGAGAGGUUCCGCACAGGCAGUGGCUUCCCUUUAAAACUUGACCCCAAGAUGGGAGAGCUGAGUUAGCCAGUGGCCACCAUCCACUUCAUCCUAUCCAUUCCACAGCCCUACCAGAUGUCCCAGCACAUUUGGGAUGCUGGCAGCAGAGACAAAUAACCUGGCUGUGUUCCAUUUGUCUAGUUUGCCACUCAGGUGAAUUUUGGAAGUUCUGCUUGUUGUUUUUUGUUGGUAUCCUGUAGCAUUUUAUUUAUGCAGAUGCCAUUUUUUUCUGUAAUAAGAGUUUCUUAAAAC
Molecule: messenger RNA, 4287 nt
Organism: Protopterus annectens (West African lungfish)
Lineage: Eukaryota; Metazoa; Chordata; Ceratodontiformes; Protopteridae
Gene: RBL1
Product: RB transcriptional corepressor like 1
Exons: 22
Coding region: 1-3096 (1031 amino acids)
Biological process (GO): cell differentiation; regulation of transcription by RNA polymerase II; negative regulation of G1/S transition of mitotic cell cycle
Cellular component (GO): chromatin; transcription regulator complex; nucleus
Molecular function (GO): RNA polymerase II transcription regulatory region sequence-specific DNA binding
Source: RefSeq, a predicted model, not a curated record